Molecule: messenger RNA, 5446 nt
Organism: Hypanus sabinus (Atlantic stingray)
Lineage: Eukaryota; Metazoa; Chordata; Chondrichthyes; Myliobatiformes; Dasyatidae
Gene: hmg20a
Product: high mobility group 20A
Exons: 10
Coding region: 169-1221 (350 amino acids)
Biological process (GO): regulation of gene expression
Cellular component (GO): nucleus
Source: RefSeq, a predicted model, not a curated record
AAGUAGUUCCGCCUUCCUCCACUCGUACGAAGUGACUUUGCAGUUGCGGUCUUGGUGAAGCGGCACUGAAGGGCUUCACGCCAUUUUGUUCAUUUGUGGAACCCCCCCUCUAAGGAGAAGAGUGCAGCCAAUAGUUGGAGGGCGGGCGGCCGGCCCUCUCGCAGGGAAAUGGAUGGACUUGCAUCAAACACAGCGUUACCUCCAAUUUUUGCUGAUGAUGAUGUAUCAAAGGAGAGUGCAGAUCUGACAGUCGAUGCUGGGUUUUCAGGCCCAGAGGGCUCGUACAGUUCAGGGGUCUCUCAGUCACUGAACAAUCCAGAUUUUGUGGAGGAUCUGUCUCAGGUGCAGCUACUACAAAAUGAGUCCCCUCAGGCAGCAGAUACCAGUGAGCAAAGAAGUGAGGAGGAGAAAAUUUCCAAGAAGGGAGGCUGGCCCAAAGGAAGGAAAAGGAAAAAAGCAACCAAAGACAGCAACGCUCCUAAAGCCCCACUCACUGGGUAUGUAAGAUUUCUCAAUGACCGUCGGGAGCAACUUCGAGCACAGCGGCCAGAUGUUCCAUUUUCUGAAAUCACACGAAUGUUAGGGAAUGAAUGGAGUAAACUGCCUGCAGAUGAUAAACAGCAUUAUUUAGAUGAGGCAGAGAAAGACAAAGAGCGUUACAUGAAGGAACUGGAGCAAUACCAACAGACGGAAGCCUACAAAAGAUUCACCCAGAAAGCAGAUGAAAAACGACGAACCAAAGGACUUAGCCAAGAUGAGGGAACUCGAGCCAAUAACAUUCCUGUUACUGAGAAGCAGAGUGACCUCAAGGAUCGGUCUGUCUUUGAUAUUCCUAUUUUCUCUGAAGAAUUCCUAGACCACAGUAAAGCUCGGGAGAAGGAACUCCGGCAGCUGAGGAAAUCCAAUAUAGAAUAUGAAGAAAGAAAUGCAGCUUUGCAGAAACACGUGGAGAGCAUGAAAACAGCAGUUGAGAAGCUGGAGGUGGACGUGAUGCAAGAACGGAACCGAAAUGUCGUCCUCCAGCAGCACCUGGAUACUUUGCGGCAAGCACUGACAUCCAGCUUUGCCACUGUACCAUUGCCAGGCUCUGGGGAGAUUCCCACGCUGGAUACUAUUGAUUCCUACAUGAGGAAACUACAUGGCAUUAUUCUGUCCAACCCUCAAAGUAAUGAGAAUCUCAUUACUACAGUGCGAGAUGUAGUCAGCCGACUUGACAGUUGAAAUUGUGAUUGACUCUGGAGGUAUCAACAUCUGUUCACAUAGCUGGGCAGUAUGAAAUGGAAGGUGUCGCUGGAUUUGCAUUGCAAGUAAAAUGGCAGCUACUGUCUAUGGCCUUGCAAUUUAGCCUGACUGGGUGAAGGAUUGUUCCAAGCAAGGUUCUCUCUCAUUCUAAUAGGCCAAAUACUGAAGUGCUACAGGGGACUGCUUAGGCAGCAGCAGUGGUGUCUUCUAAUUCCUUCAUGAUUGUCUCAUGCCAAAUUUUCUCGUGUUAAUUGUAUGUUAUAUUGUGCAGCAUUAGAGGCUUCGUGCUCAGUCAUUUAUUUCAUAGGGGGUGAUUUCUCCCUUUUUUGUAUGUGCCAGCAAGUAACUUGAAGUUUAAGGAAUUCAUCUCAUCAUUUUCAGCUCUGGUUGAAGUGACCAGUCCAAGGUAUCUCUCAAGUAUUAACCAUUAACCAAUGUUUCCCCAUUAACUGACUAGGUAAUGUUACUGCCUGGAGUAAGAUAGGAAAGGUGGUAUCAGUACUUCUUGAUGUCAACUAGCACGGGUCAUUCAGCCCAAUAAAGCCAUGGCUGUCAAAGCAAAACUUAUUAAGCUAACCCCACUUCCCAGUCCUCAGUAGCUUGAGUGCAUAAAAAUAUUCCUCACAUCCCCUGUAUUUAAGCCAAUUAGAUCUAUGGAUCUCAUUGAUUGCCCUCUCUGUGAGGGAAAUGUCUUUCCUGUUCAUCCUAUCAAGACUUCUCAGCAGUUUGUAGCCUUGCUUAAAGCUUGCAUCUGCUCGAUGUGGAAAACUAAGACUAUCAUCUUCUGACAAUAGGAACGCUAGAAUUGACUGCAGCUUCUCCAGUCUGGGGAGAAUGAAUUGUUCAAGUUUCCUACCCGUCUGAAAUUUCUCCUUCAGUAUACUUCUGAAGUAAAAGGAAACCAUCACCUUUAAUAAAGAGCUAAGUCAGUCUAAUGAUAGGGUAUCACUCUGAAACAUUAUGUUUGUUUUUAUACAGAUUAUUCCUGAUUUUAUAACAUUUAGAGCCAUAGAUUCCUGAUUUUGUUUUUAAAUGUCACUGCUUUGCUAUUGUAAAUGAACUUUAACACAUCUCCCUAUAAGCUGCCCCACCUCAAUCUCCUGCUGUAGAAUCUUAAUGUAAGCUUCCAUGGAAAAUGAAAAGUAGGUCAAUGUAUCUCAACAACACCUUCAACAGAGGAAAGAAAAUUGCAACUAAUCGCGCAUGUUAAAGCCUGUACCCCAAAGUAAGUUUGACUUGUUGCAACGAGUAUUAUAAGUUAUUGUGUGUGUUGCUUAAGUUAUUGUUAUUAGUUAGUUAAAUGACCCAAACAAAACGUUUGUAUUUUUAAGUACAAUUGGAAAUUAACUAAUGGGAAUAUCCUCUCAUCUGUCUGACAUUUUAGAAUAUUAUAUGUUUUUAUAUAAUAUUGGGCUGUGAAAGGAGGGACAGUGAAUUCUGUUGCCUCUGCUUGUGAAUUACAAUCAAUGUAAUGUGGAAAGGCUGAAGAAACAGUGGUAGGGCUGCUGCGUUUAUUUCUGAGUGUUGGACUCUAAGCCAGAGAGGGUUGGCAAUGAAGGUACUGCAAGGGACUGCAGAUGCUAGAAUCUGGAGCAAAUUUAAACAAGAGAAGAACUCUGCAGAUCACGAAAGCAAAGGGAUGCUCAACGUAAACACGAGAUUCUACAGAUGCUUGAAAUCUUGAGGCACACAGAAAUUGCUGGAGGAACUCAGCAGGUCAGGAAGCAUCUAUGCAGAGGAAUAAACAGUUGUCAUUUUGACCCGAGAUCCUGCAACUGGACUGAAAACAGAGAGGGGAAAUAAUCAAUAUGUAGAUGUACGAGUUAGGUGGAGGCUGGUAGGUGAUAAAAGGAAUCAACAUUUUCGGGAUCGGAACAAUAUUUCAGAAUUCCUACAAUGGAAAGCCUCAUCUUGAGAACAGAUCCCAAGUCGCGGGUUAACCUUGUUGACCAAGCACUAACGUAUUGGUUAGAUUAUUAUUGCAGAUGAUAGGUAGGUAGAGUUGGUGUUAAAAAAGCUGGGAGUCUGCAGGAGGACUUGGAAAAAUUAGGAGAAUGGGCAAAAAAGAGGCAAAUGAAAUAGUGUAGGAAGUGUAUGGUCACGUACUUUGCUAGAAGGAAUAAAGUGUCGACUUUUUUUAAACGUGGAGCAAAUUCAGAAAUUGGAGGUACAAAGAGACCUGGGAGUCCUUGUACAGGAUUCCCUAAAUGUUAAUUUGCAAGAUGAGCCAAUAGUAGGGAAGGCAAAUGCAAUGUUAAAAAUCAAUUCAAGAGAACUGGAAUAUGAAAGUAGGUAUGUAAUGCUGAGGCUUUAUAAGUAUUGGCCAGACCACAUUUGGAAUAUUGUGAGCAAUUUUGGGCACCAUAUCUAAGGAAGGGAUAUGCUGGCAUUGGAGAGGGUCUGAAGCAGGUUUACAAGAAUGAUUCUGUUAUUGAAAAGGUUAACAUAUAAGCAUUUGACGGCUCUGGCCCCUUACUCAUUGGAGUUUAGAAGAAUGAAUCAUAGAAACCUACCAAAUAUUGAAAGGCCUACAUAGAGUGGAUGUGGAGAGAAUGUUUCCUACAAUGAGAGAAUCUCGGACUAGAAGGCUCUGUCUCAAAAGAGAUGAGGAGGAAUUUCUUUUUAGCCAGACAGUGGUGAAUCUAUGGAAUUUAUUGCCACAGACAGCUGUGGCGGCCAAGUCAUUGUGUAUAUUUAAAGCAGAGAUUGAUAGCGUCUUUAUUAAUAAAGGCAUCAAAGGUUAUGGAGAGAAGGUAGGAAAAUGGAGCUGAGAGGGAAAAUAAAUCAGCCAUGUUGGGCCAAAUGGCCUAUUUCUGCUCCCAUGUCUAUGGUCUUAUUAUUUAUUAAUCUAGAUUUAGGGCGUCUUCAGAAGUGUUGCAGUGUGGUAUAGCCAGCACUUGUAACACUAAGAGUAACUCAUUCAGUACCAGCAAGAUUAUUAUUUGGAACAGCUGGAAGCUGUGUCCUAAAUUGGGAUUGUCCUCCUUUCUGAACCAAAGUGGAAAUGUUUAGUUCUUGAGCAAUGUCUAGUGCUUUCCGUUGUAAAGUUCAAGUGGAUAUCAGGUGAACUUAUGUGAAAUGUGGACCCUUGCAUGGUCAAGUAAAGGAGGGGAGUUAACAUUCCAUAAUAGUUGAAACUUUCCACAACUGGAUAUCGAACCAGUUUAGUAGUGAAAUUGCACCACUCUCCAAUGAGUGUGAUAAUUUGGGUAGUCAUUUACAAUUAUAUUUAUAGAUUAAUUUUAUCUUCUCAUACUGACUAAGGUUCCACAGAUGUCCAGUGUACCAGUUUUGCACAUUCUUGAGUGGUAGCCAACAGACUAAACAAAGCAUUAAAAGUGAAGUUCAACCUGUACUCCCCACGAACAACAUAAGGGUGGUUGGAAGCACUGGAGAGAUACCAGAAGAAUUCCUGGCCGACGGCUGAGGUGCUACAUUUACUUUUCAAGAAAAUCUGGUUCCCAUUUCCUCAUCACUCUGGCAACUCCAAAUGAAAGUAUGCUGAAUGCAUCUCCUUUCUAAGGGUCCAUAGAUGUUCGUUAUGUUCUUUUCUAUGAAGAAUAAUAUAUUAGACUGCUACUGCCACUUGUCUAAUUACAUCAUAGCUAAUGAGAAAAAAACAAAAUAAUUGAAGAUUUGGUGCCAUAUGUACCUCAUGUCUGUCUUUUCCAUUUCACCUUUUAAGUAAAAAUGUACAUAGAACUUGGCUAUCCCUUUACUAAUUCUGUUGUUCUUCUAUCUUGUCAAGAUUUGAGAGUGCAGCACAGUAUACCAGAUGAGAAGAAACACUCACAAUUUUGUUAACAAUUUCUAGUCUAUUUCUGCAGCUGAAUCUUGUUUGGGUGUUAUUUAAUCCCCUAAAGAGCAACUUUUGCAUUUUGUUUGAAUACAGAUUAAUUUUGUGGCCUUACAAACUAGAAACUUUAAAGCAGGGGGGCUUAAACUACAGUAUUUCCAUUUGCAGUCAUACCGAUCUCAUAAUAUUUUGAUGAGCUGUUUCCUGAAUGUUGUUAGGAAGCACAGCCUGAACCAAAUCAUUGCCAGUAGACAUGAUGGCAAUAAACAUAAAGUUCAGAAUGUUCUGUAGAAACAAUACAGAUGUUAUUUCAAAGUGUUAACGGGUGUAUACGGAUUGUAUUUUGAUGGAGUUACAGUGUAACUGCAGUUUAAAAUGAAUGAUGUAUUAAAUAUUUAUGAAAGUUAA